AUGUCUGGGGGAGCAUUGAGGCUGAUCCCCUAUGGAGAGUCCCUGGAAGAACCCUCGCACCAUGAACUUCAGACCAAAGGUGCUCCUGGAGAAGGAACCUUGUUCUCUGGGGAUGCCGACAAAGCUGGGCCAGGCUGCAGGGAGGACCCUUUCCUCUGUGCUUCCUCCAAGAGAAACAUGACUUUUCUCCCUGAGGAUGAGGGCAUCCCAGUGGGCUUCACCGCGAUGGUAUACACACGACUGGAGCCCUGGCUGGCUGCAGAGCUUGUUCAUAGGACUCUGAUGCUACUUGGGGCCUUGUCUUUGAACCACUGGACUCGGUCAAGGGACCUGAGUGGAGACUUGCCCUCCCCAAGCCCCCAGUCCUUGGCCCACUUGGCAUGCCUGGAGGUGGCCUCCCUGAAUCCAGGUUCUUCUGGGAUUGUUCCUGGUGCUCUCAAAAGUGGGACAGGGUCAGCAUUUGGACCCCAAAGCUUCUUGGCUGAUGGCCCCCAAGACCUGAUUCUCAGCCAAAUUGUGGCCACAAAUGUGCCCCCUGAAGACCAGGACAGCUCUGGGGAUGACUCUGACAACUUCUCUGGCUCAGGCGCAGGUGCUUUGCGAGAUAUCACCUUAUCACAACAGACCCCCUCCACCUGGAAGGACAUGUGGCUCCUGACAGCCACACCCACAGCUCCAGAGCCCACUGGCCCAGAGGCCCCGGCCACCUCCACCUCCGUCCAGCUGGCAGGAGAGGGACAAGAGGAGGGAAAGCCUGUAGUCCUGUCAGAAACAGAACCUGACCUCACUGCCCGGGAGCAGGAGGCCACCCUCACACCCAGGGAGACCACACAGCUCCCAACCACCCAUCAGGCCUCAACAGCCAGAGCCACCACAGCCCAGGCGCCCGCCACCUCUCACCCCAACAAGGACAUGCAGCCUGGCCACCAUGAGACCUCAGCUCCCGCAGGGCCUGGUCAAGCUGACCCUCACACUCCCAGCGUGGAGGACAGGGGUCCUUCUGCCACCGAGAAGGCUGUUGAGGAUGGAACCUCCAAUCAGCUCCCAGCAGGAGAGGGCUCUGGAGAGCAGGACUUUACCUUUGAAAUUUCCGGGGAGAACACAGCUGUAGUGGCUGUGGAGUCUGACCACCGGAACCAGCCCCCCGUGGAUCAGGGGGCCUCACAGGGCCUCCUGGACAGGAAGGAGGUACUAGGAGGAGUCAUUGCUGGAGGCCUGGUGGGGCUCAUCUUUGCUGUGUGCCUGGUGGGUUUCAUGCUAUACCGCAUGAAGAAGAAGGACGAGGGCAGCUACUCCUUGGAAGAGCCAAAACAAGCCAAUGGUGGGGCCUACCAGAAACCCACCAAGCAAGAGGAGUUCUACGCCUGACGGGGGAGCCAUUCUCCCCUUCCCCCUGCCACUCACUAGGCCCCCACUUGCCUCUUCCGUGAAGAACUGCAGGCCCUGGCCUCCCCUGCUGCCUCCCCAGCACCUCGGCCCCUCCUGCCAUUCCUGCCCAUGGAGUCCUGGGUUGUGCUGGGGAGCUCCCCUCUGCUUCUCUGACUUCUGCCUGGAGACUUGGGACACAAAGGGUUUCUCUCAUGACCUUUCCACCACAGCCAGCACUUGGCAUCUCACCAUUCUGACUCGGUUUCUCCAGACUGGAGCAGCCCCUCCCAAGGCCCAGCUCUGGAGAGAAAAGGGACCCGACUGCCUUGGACCUGGAUGGCCCUCUGUGGCUGGAAGAUGCUGUGGGUGGGGCUUAGGGCUGACACAUCUAUAGCACUUACUCGUAGCACCAACCGUCUUGGGGGCGUUGGCCAUUGAGUGAUGGGGAGAGAAG
Molecule: messenger RNA, 1822 nt
Organism: Carlito syrichta (Philippine tarsier)
Lineage: Eukaryota; Metazoa; Chordata; Mammalia; Primates; Tarsiidae
Gene: SDC1
Product: syndecan 1
Exons: 9
Coding region: 1-1368 (455 amino acids)
Biological process (GO): cell migration
Cellular component (GO): cell surface; membrane
Source: RefSeq, a predicted model, not a curated record